AUGUCCGAACGCCAGCCGUUACUCGGGGACCCCCAAACCACCCGACGAUAUGACCAGGACCAUGACAACGAGAACGAGAACGGCAGCGUCCAUGAUAAUCUGACCUCGAAGCAUCUGGUCGAUUUCGAUCCCAAUGGCGACCCGGAAAACCCGCGCGAGUGGCCGACGGCCUUUAAGUGGACCAUCGUGUCGUUGCUCGCAUGCAUGGCCUUUACCGUCACCUUCACCUGCAUCUCCGUCGUCCCCGUCGCCUCCCAAAUCGUCGCCGACCUCAACCAGGGCCACCCCGACCCCUCCGCCAGCGCCCUCCUCGUCACCAUCUGGGAACUAGGCGAAGCCGCCGGCCCCCUCCUGAUCGCCCCCCUCUCCGAGAUCCACGGCCGCUACCGCGUCCUCAACACCGCCAACCUGCUCUUCAUCGCCGCCGCCGUCCUCGCCGCCACCGCCCGCUCCCCGCUCCUCUUCAUCGCCUCGCGCUGCCUCACCGGCCUCGCCGUCGCCUCCAACGUCCUCAACCCGGCCAUCAUCGGCGACCUCUUCGACCCCGACGAGCGCGGCUCGGCCAUGAGCCUCGUCAUGCUGGCCCCCCUCGUCGGCGGCGCCGUCGGGCCCGCCAUCAGCGGCGCCAUCGCCCAGACCCUGGGGUGGCGGCAGGUCCUCUGGGUCGGCGUCGGCUUGGCCGUCGGCUGCGAGCUUCUUCUUCUCACCUGCUUCCGCGAGACGUACAAGGUGUCCAUCUUGCGGGGGCGCGUGGGGAAGCUGCGUCGCGAGGGGCAUGGCGACGUGUUCCUCGCCCCUUCGGCCGGCGGCGGGGAGAGCGUUGGGCUCUGGCAGUCGGUCAGGCGGCCGGUCGAGGUGCUUUUUGGUUCGGGGGUGUUGAUGGCGCUUUCGCUGUACGGGUCGGUCAGCUUUAGCUUCUUUUACACCAUGUCCAUCACCCUCGCCGACAUUCUGCACGACGUGUACGGGUUUUCGCCCGCCUUGACCGGGUCGGCCUUUAUGAGUUUUAGCCUCGGCUCCUUCGUCGCAGUAGGCCUCUGCAACGCCUACCUCGACCGCAUCUACAUCUCCCUCCGCAGCACCCGGUCCAAAACCGGCCAGGGCCGCCCCGAGUUCCGCCUCCCGCUCUCCAUCCUCGGCGGCUUCGCCCUCCCCUUCGCCGUCGUCGCCUACGGCUGGAUCGCCCAGCUCGCCCUCCCCGCCCCCUGGCUCCUCCUCGCCGUCGCCCUGCUGGGCUGCACCGAGCUGCUGGCCUUCAUCCCGCUGUCGGCCUACGCCGUGGAUGCCUUCGGCGCCUACUCGGCCUCCGCCAUGACGGGCGUCAUCGUCACGCGGUGUCUCAUGGGCACCUUCCUCCCGCUGAGCGUCGCGCCCAUGGUGGAGAGGUUUGGCGGGUACGGCUGGACGUUUACGGUGCUGGGGGGGCUGAGUCUUGUGCUGGCGCCGGUUCCGGUGGUGGUGAUGCGGUAUGGCCAUCGGUGGAGGCAGGCGUCGAGGUUUUCGAGGGAUGUUUUGGAGAGUUGA
Sodiomyces alkalinus F11 is the source of this 1524-nucleotide messenger RNA. RefSeq names its product MFS general substrate transporter. The record is from RefSeq and is a predicted model, not a curated record. Gene Ontology annotation, molecular function: transmembrane transporter activity. The coding region runs from base 1 to 1524 and encodes 507 amino acids. NCBI's taxonomy places the organism in Eukaryota, Fungi, Ascomycota, Sordariomycetes, Glomerellales, Plectosphaerellaceae. The transcript is spliced from 3 exons. Gene Ontology annotation, biological process: transmembrane transport.